AUGUCUUCCAAGCCGUCCGACCUCCCCAAAAUGAAGUAUCGCUACCUCGGCCGUAGCGGACUUCAAGUAUCUGCUAUCUCCCUCGGAGGUUGGUUGACCUAUGGUGGGUAUGCUGAAAACGAAAAGACAUUCGCCUGUAUGAAAGCUGCAUACGACUGCGGUAUCAACUUUUUCGAUUGUGCAGAAGGUUACGCAGGCGGUGAAAGCGAAAGGGUAAUGGGAGAGGCCAUUAAAAAAUUUGGCUGGAAGAGGAAUGACUUAGUUAUCUCGACGAAAAUCUACUGGGGGGAUGCUAAUGGAGAAAUGCCGGUUAAUAAUGCGGGGCUAAGCAGAAAGCACAUUAUUGAAGGUGUCGAUUUGAGCUUGAAGAGGUUGCAAUUGGAUUAUGUCGAUCUUAUAUAUGCACACCGGCCGGACAGGAACACCCCACUUGAGGAAACUGUCCGCGCCUUCAACCAUGUCAUCAAUACCGGAAAGGCGUUCUACUGGGGUACAAGCGAAUGGAAUGCCGAUGAAAUCGCUAGUGCCCAUCGGAUUGCCGACAAACUAGGCCUCAUUGGGCCAGUCAUGGAACAACCAGAAUAUAGCCUGCUAAAGAGGAAUCGUGUCGAAGGCGAUUACAUUCUCUUGUACGAACAUUAUGGUCUUGGGUUGACUACAUUUAGUCCAUUGGCUGGGGGCGUUUUGACAGGGAAGUACCUCGAUGGAAUUCCUGAGGGAUCAAGAAUCGGAACCAGUGACGAUCCUUACAUUCAAUACCUAAAAUCUGGCGUGGGAGCCGAUGAAUGGGAGGAGAAAAUGAAUAAAGUCAGGAAGUUAAAAGGAAUUGCCGACAAGCUAGGUUGCAAUUGCGCACAGCUAGCUCUAGCAUGGGUUCUUAAGAACGAUCAUGUUAGUUCUGCGAUCACUGGCGCCUCUCGACCUGAGCAAAUCUACGAUAGUGUCAAGGCCUUGGCGAUUUUGCCAAAACUCAGUGACGCUCUUCUAGGAGAAAUUGAUGAAAUUUGGCAAAAUCGACCGCCUGUUCUGGAAAGAGUCUUCUAUUAG
Orbilia oligospora ATCC 24927 is the source of this 1047-nucleotide messenger RNA. RefSeq lists its product as uncharacterized. The record is from RefSeq and is a predicted model, not a curated record. Lineage: Eukaryota; Fungi; Ascomycota; Orbiliomycetes; Orbiliales; Orbiliaceae. The coding region runs from base 1 to 1047 and encodes 348 amino acids. The transcript is spliced from 3 exons.